Molecule: messenger RNA, 753 nt
Organism: Hevea brasiliensis (rubber tree)
Lineage: Eukaryota; Viridiplantae; Streptophyta; Magnoliopsida; Malpighiales; Euphorbiaceae
Product: NAC domain-containing protein 74-like
Exons: 4
Coding region: 1-753 (250 amino acids)
Biological process (GO): regulation of DNA-templated transcription
Molecular function (GO): DNA binding
Source: RefSeq, a predicted model, not a curated record
AUGUAUUGGGUUGAAGAAGAAGGCCGUGUUCUUCCAUGUGGGUUCAGGUUUUGCCCUACUGAUACUCAGCUGUUACUGUUUUAUUUGAAGAAAAAGAUAUUGGGUCUCAACGAUCAUAUUGAUUUAGUCCCGACCAUUGAUGUUUAUGCUUCCAACCCAUAUCAUCUUCCUUUGAGUGAAUUUAAGUAUGGACAGCCGAAUGAAUAUUGGUACUUCUAUUCCAAUAGAAGAAGAGGCAAGAUUUUAACAGUCGAUGGUUAUUAUUAUCUCUCCUCCCGUAGGACCAUCUUCGACGGGAAGGAACUCAUUGGCUUUGUAAGGACACUGGACUUCUACCAUGGAAGGCCACCUUGUGGUACAAAAUCUCGAUGGAGUAUACAAGAGUAUAGAAUUAACCCUGACAAGAUCAAAGUUAAUGAAGAUGACCAUACUAUGAAAGAGAAGAUUUCAAAAUUUGUUGUCUGCAAAAUUGUUCAUAAACAAGUUUAUAUCCCGUCAGCUGAUGAAGUGAUAAUCGAAGAGCCCGAGCCCAACUCCUCAGAAGAUGAGAACAAUCUCAGUGAUGGGGAUGAGCACAAUCAGAGUGAUACCGUGCUAUCACAAGUGAAAGGUGAAGGGUCAAAGUCCUCAGGAAAUGAUAAGGAGAAUUUAGAGGAAUCCGAAUCAUAUGAUAGUAAUAACGAUAGUGAUAACAAGAUGGUGGUGGUGGUGGUGGUUGUUGUUGUGGUGAGGGUAGUAGUGGUGACAGAGUAG